Messenger RNA from Sitodiplosis mosellana (orange wheat blossom midge), 741 nucleotides. RefSeq lists its product as uncharacterized. The transcript has 2 exons. Bases 83 to 469 code for a protein of 128 amino acids. The record is from RefSeq and is a predicted model, not a curated record. NCBI's taxonomy places the organism in Eukaryota, Metazoa, Arthropoda, Insecta, Diptera, Cecidomyiidae.
AGCUCUGCGGUUAAAUUCGAACAUUCAUUCAGUCGUGGUAAAACAAUUGAAACAAUCGGAGCAAAGUGUGAUCAGAGCAAAAAUGAAGAUUCCGUUAUUCAUAGCCUUGGUAUUGAUUGCCAUGUCAUGGCAGAGUGUUUCAGCUGCAGACCCAGUUGUUAAAAGCGACAAUUCAAGCGGCAAUCAAGUGAAUCAAACAUCAAACGGAGAUGAAAUGACUUUAACCGUUGCCCCGCAAACUGUUGACUGCUUCGGACCAUUUCCACAGAAAUGUCUACGGGUGAAAGAUGGCUCUACCGAUGAUUGGACAUAUUUCUAUUCACAUAUUAAUGGUUUUAACCAUGAAUCCGGCUAUGAAUAUGUUCUGAAAGUAAAAACUGAAGAUGUACCCAAUCCACCUGCAGAUGGUUCAUCAGUGAAAUACACAUUACUAGAACAAGUUUCUAAAACAAAAAAAAUAAACCCAUAGAAUUUAACGUCUACGGUAUACAAAGCCACUACUUAAAACUAAAACGGUAAAAAAGUAUCUUCAACAAAAAACCAUGAUCAUUGGCCCCAAAAAAGUGCAAACAGCAUGAUGCACACAGGAGACUGUUUUAUGGUAAAAUAGAAAACUAUUCAAAAAGAAUGUGAAUCUCCCUUAUGAGAUCAAAGGAUUUGAUUACAAACUCGGCUUUGAACAUACUAUCGAUGUAAAAACCAAAAAAAAAUUUAAAAAAAGAAAAAAAAAAGAAAAAUGUG